AUGAUAGCUACCAGAGACCAAGUGUUCGGCGUUGCCCGUAUUUUCGCUUCGUUCAACGACACCUUCGUCCACGUCACCGAUUUGUCGGGCAAGGAAACCAUCGCCAGAGUUACUGGUGGUAUGAAGGUUAAGGCCGACAGAGACGAAUCGUCGCCCUACGCCGCCAUGUUGGCUGCCCAAGACGUUGCCGCUAAGUGCAAGGAAGUUGGUAUCACCGCUGUCCACGUCAAGCUCAGAGCCACCGGUGGUACUAAGACCAAGACCCCCGGUCCCGGUGGUCAAUCGGCCCUCCGUGCCUUGGCUCGUUCGGGUCUCAGAAUCGGCAGAAUCGAAGACGUCACCCCCGUCCCCUCGGACUCGACCAGAAGAAAGGGUGGUAGAAGAGGUAGAAGAUUGUGA
Diutina rugosa is the source of this 399-nucleotide messenger RNA. It is a transcript of the gene RPS14B, whose product is annotated as 40S ribosomal protein uS11. The transcript has a single exon. Lineage: Eukaryota; Fungi; Ascomycota; Pichiomycetes; Serinales; Debaryomycetaceae. Gene Ontology annotation, biological process: ribosomal small subunit assembly; translation; maturation of SSU-rRNA from tricistronic rRNA transcript (SSU-rRNA, 5.8S rRNA, LSU-rRNA). The record is from RefSeq and is a predicted model, not a curated record. Gene Ontology annotation, cellular component: ribosome; cytosolic small ribosomal subunit. Gene Ontology annotation, molecular function: mRNA 5'-UTR binding; small ribosomal subunit rRNA binding; structural constituent of ribosome. Bases 1 to 399 code for a protein of 132 amino acids.